CCGGAACUUGAGGAACUACUUUCCUUUACACUUCCAACGUUAGUCGUGUUAGACAAGCGAAUUUUAGUAGGUGCAAUUGAAAGAAAUGCCGCCAAAAAGAGGAAAGGUACAAAAGGAAGAGGUCCAAGUAUCUCUUGGACCACAACUCCGUGAAGGUGAAGUUGUUUUCGGCGUUGCUCACAUUUUUGCGAGCUUUAACGAUACUUUCGUUCAUGUAACCGAUCUUUCUGGAAGGGAAACUAUUGCGAGAGUUACUGGUGGAAUGAAAGUUAAAGCAGAUCGUGAUGAGGCUUCUCCAUAUGCUGCUAUGCUUGCUGCUCAGGAUGUAGCAGAGAAAUGCAAAUCCCUUGGGAUUACAGCACUUCAUAUUAAAUUGAGAGCAACUGGAGGUAACAAAACAAAAACCCCUGGUCCAGGUGCACAAUCUGCCUUGCGUGCACUUGCACGUUCUAGUAUGAAAAUUGGCAGAAUUGAGGAUGUCACACCAAUUCCAUCUGACUCUACACGUAGAAAGGGUGGUCGUCGCGGAAGAAGGUUGUAAAUUAUGUUUCUAUGUAUGGUUGAUUGACUUCAAAAAUAAAAAUUUAAAAAAUU
Molecule: messenger RNA, 594 nt
Organism: Bombus pascuorum
Lineage: Eukaryota; Metazoa; Arthropoda; Insecta; Hymenoptera; Apidae
Gene: Rps14
Product: small ribosomal subunit protein uS11A
Exons: 4
Coding region: 86-541 (151 amino acids)
Biological process (GO): ribosomal small subunit assembly; translation; maturation of SSU-rRNA from tricistronic rRNA transcript (SSU-rRNA, 5.8S rRNA, LSU-rRNA)
Cellular component (GO): ribosome; cytosolic small ribosomal subunit
Molecular function (GO): mRNA 5'-UTR binding; structural constituent of ribosome; small ribosomal subunit rRNA binding
Source: RefSeq, a predicted model, not a curated record